Messenger RNA from Oldenlandia corymbosa var. corymbosa, 876 nucleotides. NCBI's taxonomy places the organism in Eukaryota, Viridiplantae, Streptophyta, Magnoliopsida, Gentianales, Rubiaceae. The record is from the annotation of a GenBank genome assembly.
AUGUCACUCUCGAGGCUCGGUAGAAGAACCCGCCUGUUCCCUUACUUUACCAAUUCUGUUCUCCACGCCCAAGUUCUUUCCAGGGAUUAUAAUGGGAUCAUUGGAGCAAGAUAUAAUUUUGUUGGUGCUAAUAAUCAUAGAUAUAUUCAGUACUUUGGAGUUCAAAGUCGGAAUUUGAAUGGCUUCAUUUCUAGAUAUGAGGUCAAUAACAGGGUCUCUCUUAGUAAAUCUCAAGAGAUUCCUUCAGCUUUUAGUACUCCGAAUGUAGGGGGUUCUUGUAUUAUGCUUAAUCUCCGGCACCAAUAUGCAACUAAACCUACCACGGAGCAGAAAUCGCGUAAGAUGUUGAUAUACUUGACAGGGUUAGUUUUUGCUAUGGUGGGAAUGAGUUAUGCUGCUGUACCCUUGUACAGAAGAUUCUGUCAAGCUACAGGUUAUGGGGGCACCAUUCAACGGCGAGAGAGCGUUGAAGAGAAAAUUGCCCGCCAUGCCAAAGAUGGAACAGUUACUAAAAGAGAGGUCGUUGUCCAAUUCAAUGCUGAUGUGGCUGAUGGAAUGCCUUGGAAAUUCACUCCCACCCAGAGAGAGGUAAGAGUGAAGCCUGGGGAGAGUGCCCUUGCAUUUUACACUGCUGAAAAUCGAAGUUCAACUCCAAUUACUGGUGUAUCUACCUAUAAUGUCACUCCUAUGAAGGCUGCAGUUUAUUUCAACAAAAUACAGUGCUUUUGUUUUGAGGAACAGCGAUUGCUACCUGGAGAACAGAUCGACAUGCCAGUCUUCUUUUACAUAGACCCCGAGUUCGAAACAGAUCCUAGAAUGGAUGGUAUCAACAACUUGAUACUUUCAUAUACAUUUUUCAAGGUCUCUGAAGAGUGA